Molecule: messenger RNA, 543 nt
Organism: Symbiodinium necroappetens
Lineage: Eukaryota; Dinophyceae; Suessiales; Symbiodiniaceae
Source: the annotation of a GenBank genome assembly
AUGGCGUUGAACGGUGCCGGAAGCUCUAUGGCGUUCGCCAUCGCGCCGGCCACUGCCAUCCGCCCGAGCGUUCCUGCGCAGGCGGAGACCAAGACAGCACCGGGCAAGAUCUCGCAAAGCUCCCUUCCUGUUGCUUGCGCUGGCCUCAUGGUCCCCGUGCUGGGCUCUGUUCGAAGGGGAAAGAAGUCCAAGAUGGCCAUGAAGGAUGCGACCUAUGCCUUCCAGAAGGAUGCCUAUGCCGACUUGGAGUUCACCAACGACGUCGGCUACCUACCGGAUGGCACCCCGCUUAACAAAGCGGGCAACGCCCUGAACCACCCGGAGACGAUCGGUGCGGACAAGCACGUUGCUGGAUCCCCGCUUCCCCGUGCCAAGUUCGUGAACUCGGUCGGGUACCUCCCGGAUGGCACUCCUAUGAAUGCAGCUGGCAAUGCUAUCAACCACCCGGAGACGAUGCAGCCGGACGCUCACAUGGCCGGCUCGCCCGUGCCACCUUCAUCGUAUGCUGCGGAUGUGGGCUACUUGGUUGAUGGAACUCCCUUG